This is a messenger RNA of Mesorhabditis spiculigera, 345 nucleotides long. The record is from the annotation of a GenBank genome assembly. NCBI's taxonomy places the organism in Eukaryota, Metazoa, Nematoda, Chromadorea, Rhabditida, Rhabditidae.
AUGAUGAUAAUUCUGCCGAUUACUUUGUUGAGUCUACCUAUGGUUUUUGGAGAAAGCUGCACCUCGUGCAAACCGAGCGCCAUCCAUAUCUGUGAGAGUUCGGUGGCAUACAGUACUUCGACCGUAAAUGGAUGCACCCGCCUUCAAGCCAAGUGCAAAUCUUCUACGGCGCAAAUUCAGAUCGAGAAGCUACCCAUGAUCGACUCGAAAGGUGAUCCGACACAGGCGUUCGAAGUCGACUGUAGAUCCGGGAAAUGGUGGCCGGCAACCGACCCGAUCGCCUUCUUCCCGAUGGUCAUCACCAGCAUCGAUUGCGUCGAGAAAGACACGGAAUUGCCGUUGAUU